AUGUUAUAAAUUAAUUUUCUACUUCCAGAUGGAAGCAAUCGAUUUUGUAAAAUCAAUACUGAAGAUUAAGAUUAAAUUUAUUACAGAAAUAUUUGUAAAGGUAAUAUUAGACUAAAGUAUUUAGAGUUGAAAUUAGAGUGGCCUGAAGAAUUUAUUGCAUUAUGCGAGUUAAAAGAGAAAAAAGUUCUAAGCAAGUUUUAUCAUAAGUAAUUAUCUAUUUAAAUGAAAAGAUUAGAUCCAAAAAAACAAUAUAAAUUAUUUCACAUUCAGUAGGUGAUUAGUACAAUUGAAAUAGCUGAGAAGGAAAUAAAGAAAUAAAAUGAAGAAAAUGAAAAAUUAAAGGAAGAGAUUUAAAAUUUAAAAAUUCUUUUAGAUGCAAAAUUCAAAGAAAUCUAAUAAGUUAAAAGUCAAUCAGAUAUGACUUGUAAGGAAAUUGAGGAUAAAUUGAGAUCAGUUGAACAAGAUUUAAAGAGAGCACAAGAAUAAAUGAAAUAUUAGAUAUAAUAAAUUUAAUCUUUAGAAAAAGAUUUGCAAUAAAAUAAUUCUGCAUAAGAUGCAAAUAAAUAAGAUAUGCUAAAUAAAUAUUAAAGAAAAGUAGAAGAAAUAGAAAAUUAUAGAAUGAUUUUGUGGUAAGAAAAAUAAAGUUCACAAUAAGUUAGAAUAUAAUUUCAAUAAUAUUAACAACAAACUUAUAAUGUUAUGUAAUAAUGGAAAUAAUAUUAAGGCAAAGUAGAGUAUAAAUUAAAUUAAAAUCAAUUAGAAAAAAUAUAAUUUAAGGAAGACUUUGGGAAAUAAAAAAAAAUAAUUGAAACAUCAGAAAACGAUUUGAAAUAAAAAUAAAAUGAUAUUAAUUAAUUGUAAUCAGAAAAAUAUAAUUUGGAAUUUAAUGUUGCAAAAUUAAAAAGGGAGAUAUUGAAUUCUUAAAAUGAAUAUUAAAAAGAACUUCAAAAUUAAAAAAAGUAAUAUGAAGAUAAGUGUAAUACAAUAGAAGAAUUGGAACAAUAGUUGAAAAAUUACAAAAAAAAUAAUAAACAGCUAAAGGAAGGCUUAAAAAGAGAAAUGACUUAUUAGGAAAAUUUUGUAUAAGUUUAUUAAAAUUAAACUUUAGCAAGAUAAUUUAAUUAAAACUAAAGUGAUGAAGAUAAAUUAAAAUAAGAAAAUGAAAUUCUUUAGUUAAGAAUAUAAUAAUUAGAGGCUAAUUUAAAUAGUUAGUAAUCUGAAAAUAGAGAUUUAAAGAUUAAAAUAGAUUCUUUAUAUCAAAGUCUAGAAUAAAUAUAAGAUGAAUAAAAUUAAUAUUUAAUUUAAAAAGAUAAACAAUUAGAAUAAUAAAAAUAAUAAAUUGAAAAAUUAUUAAAAAACCAAGAUAAUUAGAAUAAAUAUCAGUUAGAAUUCUAAUAAGAGAAAGAGAAAAAUGCAGAAAAAGAGAUUGAAAGAUUAAAUUAAGAAUUAUGCAGAAUUAUAUAAGAAAAACAAAAGAUAGAAGACGAUGCCAUAGCAGAGAGACUAAAACUGUUAAAUUAAAUAAAUGAGAGUGAUCGUAAAAUGUUAGAAAAAGACUAAGAGCUUGCUGCAUUAUAAAAUUAAGCGAUAGUUCCUGUUUAUUAAUUUAGAAUAUAAAGAUUAGUAGAAUAAGUCCCAAGAGAAUAUUUUAGCAAUAUUGAAUUUGCAAUUGAGACAAUGAUGUUAUAAAAGGAGAAUCCAGAAAAAUUUCUAUAAAAUAAAUAGGCAUAAUGCAAAAAAGUAGAUUUUAGAUUAUAUUAAGUUAAACUUAAUAAAAGGGCAGAGGCUACAUUAUAUAAUAUUAGUGAUUAGGAUUAUAGAUAAAUUGCUGACCUUAUUCACAUUGGUAAUAUAACAGGUAUACACUGUUAAACUCCAGUUCAAUCAACUGAUUAAUCUUUAGAUUAAUAUUUUUUUUUUAAAUGCCUUUAAUGUCCUACAAGAAAAAUAUUUGAAGGUAAAAUUUUUGGUAUAAAAUAAUGCAAAAAAUAAGAUAAUGAAGAAUUACUAAUGAAAGAGACAGCAAUUGAUAAUUGUUUGGCUACUCUUAUUUCUUAAGAUUUCAUGAAAAAAUUUGUGAAAGAAUUACGCGAAAAAAAAGCUGAAGAUAUUUUUGAUUUCUAAUUUAGAGAUUAAUAUAUUAUAGAAGAAAAUUACGAUUUUAAACAGUAUUUAAUAAAAUUAAUUGAGAAUUAACAAAUUUAAAAUGAAGGUAUUAGAAAUUUUAUAGAUUUUGUAAAAGCUAUGAGUAAUGAUUAAUCAAAUGAUUUUUAUGAUUAUAUUAAAGAAUAUUAACUUGGUAAAAAUCAACCAAAAAAUUAAAAUGUUAUUUAAGCAUUUUUAUAGAUUUAAAAUGAUAAUAGACUUGAAGAAAUUAAUAAAAGAUAUAAUCCAGAAGUAAUUAAAAAAGAAUUGAAUAAUUUUAUUGAUUAUAUAGGAGGAUUUAUGAAAGAAAUGCCAUAAAAACUUGUAAUUGAUUGAUAUUAAUAAUUUAGUUUUAUGCCAUCUAGGAAAUUGAAAUAAAACCAAAUUUCAAAAGGUACAACGGAGGACGUUAACAUUUUGAAAGAAUAAAUGGUUAGACAACUUAGCAUGGUAAAUUCUUUUCUGCGUUCUCCUAUUAUUCAAUUAUAAGAAGUUAAAGAUAGUUAUGCAUUUCUUAUUUAUAAGGAGUCUAAAACUAAUUAUACGAUCCAUUGGUUUCAACGAACGAUGGGUUUUUGAAUAAGUUUGAUUAAGGAUUUAAUGAGAUAAAAAAUAUUGAAUCUAAGUUUUAAUCAGAAACAAACAUAAACAAAGGAAUAGAAUAUAUGAAAGCACUUGGCAUAAGAUGGAAUUGA
Molecule: messenger RNA, 2840 nt
Organism: Paramecium sonneborni
Lineage: Eukaryota; Ciliophora; Oligohymenophorea; Peniculida; Parameciidae
Source: the annotation of a GenBank genome assembly